Messenger RNA from Pieris macdunnoughi, 735 nucleotides. NCBI's taxonomy places the organism in Eukaryota, Metazoa, Arthropoda, Insecta, Lepidoptera, Pieridae. The record is from the annotation of a GenBank genome assembly.
AUGGCGCCAGGCAAGAAGUUUGUGCGAGGUAAAAGAUCUAACCAUCACGUUCCAAGAGACUACGCAGAAUCUAUACAAGAAUUAACUAUCCACUCUUCGGAAGAUAGCGAUAAUGAUUCCAAGAAUUCAAGUGAUGAAGGUACGGAGGCAGAAUUUACUGUCAGUAUGUGGGAUUUAAAUCAUUGCGACCCAAAAAAAUGUUCCGGUCGAAAACUCUUACGACAUAACCUUAUAAAAAACCUUAAAUUAGGUCAAAGAUUUCAAGGUCUCGUUUUGUCCCCAGUAGGUACACAAUGUGUUAGUCCUAAUGACAAAGAAAUAAUCUCAAAGUUUGGGUUAGCAGUAAUUGAUUGUUCAUGGGCUAAAAUAGAUGAAACCCCGUUUAAUCGAAUGAAAUCACCACAUCCUCGCUUACUGCCAUUUUUAGUAGCUGCAAACCCUAUAAACUAUGGGAAACCAUAUCAGCUAAGUUGUGUAGAAGCAUUAGCGGCAGCUAUGUUUAUAACUGGUCAUAAAAAAGAGGCGAAGUUUUAUUUAUCAAAAUUCUCAUGGGGACACUCAUUUUUAGAAUUAAAUUCUGAAGCAUUAGAUGCAUAUGCAGCAUGUACUGAUAGUAAAAGUGUCUUAGAAGCUCAGAAUAAAUAUCUUCAAGAUGUUUCAAAUGAAAAAGAUACUAGAUCUAUGUGGCCAUCAAGUAGUAGUUCUGAAUCCGAAAGUGAAAGUGAAACAAGUUAA